Messenger RNA from Solanum tuberosum (potato), 3581 nucleotides. RefSeq names its product 2-succinylbenzoate--CoA ligase, chloroplastic/peroxisomal. The coding region runs from base 287 to 1969 and encodes 560 amino acids. The record is from RefSeq and is a predicted model, not a curated record. Gene Ontology annotation, molecular function: medium-chain fatty acid-CoA ligase activity. Lineage: Eukaryota; Viridiplantae; Streptophyta; Magnoliopsida; Solanales; Solanaceae. Gene Ontology annotation, biological process: fatty acid metabolic process. The transcript is spliced from 10 exons.
UCCACUAUCUUCGAUUCUCCUCCGUCCUCUUAUCCAUAGAAUUAAACAAAAAUACUUUCUUAAUAUUAUCUUCAAAAGCUUACUUGGAUAUUUAACCAAAUUGAUUCUUCAAAACUAUAAUCUAUUAAAACUGUGGAAAUUUUGUUUAUAGACUUAUCCCUAUGCUAAAAUAAAUCUACCAAACUCUAUACUCUAGACUAGACUAGAGAGAAUUUGCUGUUUUGUUUGCUCAGAAGAACGGUUGAAGAAGGAAAAUUAGGAAAUUCCGAAUUUAUCCUCCAGAAAAAUGGCUAAUUACUCCAAGGCUCACAUUUGCCAGUGCUUGAGCCGGCUGUCGACGGUUCGCCGGAGCUCAACGGUUAUGAUAAUGGGAGAGAGGAGGAAGACGGGUAUAGAAUUUGUUGAGGGAGUUUUGGGCCUGGCUCAUGGGCUAAUUCAAUUGGGCCUGAAGCCCGGUGAUGUCGUCGCCAUUUCCGCUCUUAACAGUGAUCUGUAUUUAGAGUGGUUACUGGCAGUUGCAUAUGUAGGAGGGAUUACUGCACCUUUCAAUUACCGUUGGAGCCUGGAAGAAGCAAGAGCAGCUCUUCAGGUAGCAAAGCCAACAAUAUUGGUCCACGAUGCAACCGGUAAUUUCUGGAAGUUCGAGUCUUAUGCUGAUUCUGUGCCUUCUCUAAGGUGGCAAGUCCUAAUGAAUACUCCUUGUGAAGGUCAUAGCACUAAUAUUCGAUUAACUACUGAACAGCUGAAAAGAAGUUGCAAAAGGAGUUUAACAGCAGACUACCUGUGGGCACCUAAGGAAGCAGCUAUAAUAUGCUUUACUUCAGGGACCACAGGGAGGCCAAAGGGAGUUACCUUAAGCCACUCAGCUUUGGUGGUGCAAUCCCUUGCAAAAAUUGCAAUUGUUGGUUACGGUGAGGAUGAUGUCUAUUUACACACUGCACCACUGUGCCAUAUUGGUGGUAUAUCAUCAGCCCUGGCCUUGCUAAUGGCAGGAGGUUGUCAUAUUUUACUACCAAAGUUUGAAGCUAAAUUGGCUGUUGAAUCCAUAGACCAGCAUAGUGUUACUUCUCUCAUUACAGUUCCAGCUAUGAUGACUGAUCUGAUAUCUUUUUAUAGGACGAAGCACAUAUCUGUAGGGUCCAAAUCUGUGAAGAAGGUUCUUAAUGGAGCUGGGGGUCUUUCAUCUGGUCUUAUCAAAAAUGCAAUUGAGAUAUUCCCGAGGGCAAAACUUCUUUCAGCUUACGGAAUGACCGAGGCGUGUUCUUCUCUGACUUUCAUGACUCUUUAUGACCCCGCGAGAGAGAGUUGUAUCCAGCAUUCUUAUGCCAACAGCUCCAAUUUGGCACAUAAACCAGAUGGUAUCUGUGUUGGAAAGCCUGCUCCACAUAUUGAAAUAAGGAUUGCUGGGGAUGAUUUGUCUUGUAUAGGGAGGAUUUUGACACGAGGUCCCCAUUUAAUGCUUGGAUACUGGGGUCAAAUGCCAAGCAAUAAUUCUUCUCCAACUGAUGAAUGUUGGCUUGACACUGGUGAUAUAGGGCAUAUAGAUGAUUGUGGAAAUAUCUGGCUCGUUGGGCGCUUGAAGGGCCGAAUAAAGAGUGGGGGAGAAAAUGUUUAUCCUGAAGAGGUGGAAGCUGUCUUAUUGCAACAUCCAGGGAUUUCUGCUAGUGUUGUUAUUGGGCUUCCUGACUCUCGCUUGACCGAGAUGGUCGUUGCCUGUAUUAGGCUGAAAGACAAUUGGCAGUGGACUGAUUCAAGCUCUAAUCAUCCGGUUAACAAGAACGAGCAUUGUUUGUCCAGCUCUGUCCUCCAGAACUUCUGUAGAGCAAAAGAUUUGACAGCGUUCAAAAUACCCAAGAAGUUUGUGGUAUGGAAAAAUCAAUUUCCAAUGACAACAACUGGGAAAUUAAGAAGAGAUCAAGUGAGAGCAGAACUUAUGUCUUAUAGGCAGUUAUCGCCCAGCAGACUAUGACUCCACCAUAUUCUUCUCUUGUGUUUUUUUGAACGGCUAAUUACAUGGUAAGAGAAUACAAUAGAAUGAAACAAAUACUGAGAGUUUUAUGACAUGGUGCUUGGAAAAUAUGCAGCUGUUCCUCACAGCAUUUAGUCAUUUUGUUCCGUAUCUCAGAUUAUUUAAUGUAUUUGUUAUUUUCCCAUUAAGUUGUAACCUACAAUAUACUGUUUUUUUGUUUCAUUACUCAUAUACUCAUACAGAUUCUUCUUUGUUCACUAUGUAACAUCAAAUGGAAUAACAUCCUGAUUCAUCGAAACUGAAUGAUCAUGAAGUUGAAUAUUGUAGUGCACCUAUUUCCCAAUUUUUGUUAUUUCUUGCUUAUUAGGCAUUGCUAAUCAACACAGAAGCUCAUCGUUGUUGCAGGAAGUCAAAUGAAAUAACUGAACCAUUAAGGAUUCUGUGUUGAGAACCAUACAUUUGAUUAGUAGUUACUUUUGAAAUAUCAUGCCUAGUAGGUUUCAUCAUUUUAGCAUAUAGAACACUACUUUAGUAGGACGGAAACUGCUCUGACAAUAUAGUAAUUGCCAGUAGCUUUUACAAAUUAUUAUUCAUGGGUUAUGUGUACAUGAAAAGAGAACUUGUGAUGAUGUGUGUAAACAUCUGAUUAUAUCUAUUAGAUUUUUGCCAAGUCUGCUCUCACCUCAAGCCAUGAUAACAUAGUAUUGAAAACAAGUUCCACACUUUCAUUUGGUUCACCUAUCAGUUGAUGCCACAUUCCCGGGUAAAUAUUUAUAGCCUUAUCCUUACUUCCUGCCGAUUUAUACACAAGUUUAGCAGCUUCAGGAUCACAUACCUUAUCUUCCCCACCUUGAAGAAUCAGCAAAGGGACUUGUAGUUCAUGAGAGUUCUUCUGUAUAUACUCACAGACUUUCAGAAGCUCUAGUGCAGUGGCAGCUGGUGGCUUCUCGGAAGCCACGCGAUUUGGACUGUUUGAGAUAAUCUUUCUCUUCCAGCCCUCCUUGUAUGAUAUAGAUGCAGGUGGUUUGGUGAUCACAAUCCUCCAAGAUGGUGCUAUGAAGGCGGCCAACGGUAGUAGCUUCUCCAGUGGCCAAACAGGUCUGUAUUUCUUUGACACUCCAAACAUUGGUCCACUUAACAUCAGACCAUUCCAUACAUUCUUUUGCCUUAGACAUAUGAGUGUAGAAAUUGCACCACCUAAUGACUCACCAUACAGGAAAGCAGGGAGCUUCGGGUGAUCAGCACGAGCAGAGUCAAAGUACUGUAUACAGUCCUGGACUAAAGGUUGAAUACACGGUAUGUAACCAGGUGAGCCUUCUGAGUAACCGUGACCUUGUAGGUCAAGAGAACAAACGAAAAACCCAGCUUUCACCAUAGCUACUGCAUUUAGCUCAAAAAGCCAACUGCUUUCGGACGUAUAACCAUGAAUCAUGCCUACAAGGCCUCUUAACUGAUUACUUGAUUCAGGCUGCCAAGAUUGUGUGAAUAUCUUCAUGUUUUGUUUGUUUGACAUGAAACUUUGUUUGUGCAUGAUUUUAUGUUGCUUGUAAAACUCUUCUCUUGUCAAGUUACCAUAAGGGCUGUUCUCAUUAGAUUGGAAAAUUGGGUGAGA